CAAACUUCUCAUCUUUCUCAAAUCUUCGGUAAAUUUCUACACUAUACCAUGGCUCCGAAAGCAGAGAAGAAUCCGGCACCGGAAAAAUCUGAAGUUCCGGCGGAGAAGAAGCCAAAAGCUGGUAAAAAGCUCCCUAAAGACGUCGGUCCCGUCGCUGGAGAAAAGAAGAAGAAGAAGGUGAAGAAGAGUUCGGAGACGUACAAGAUCUAUAUAUUCAAAGUGCUAAAACAAGUGCAUCCCGAUAUAGGAAUUUCGAGCAAAGCGAUGGGAAUAAUGAACAGUUUUAUUAACGAUAUAUUUGAGAAACUUGCUCAAGAAGCUUCUAAAUUAGCGCGGUAUAAUAAGAAGCCUACAAUUACGUCGAGGGAAAUUCAGACGGCGGUUAGAUUGGUAUUGCCUGGUGAAUUGGCGAAGCAUGCUGUUUCUGAAGGGACUAAAGCUGUUACCAAGUUUACUAGCUCUUGAAUUUUUAAAGGACUGAUUAGGUUAUAUUGGGAUUGGGAAUUGGGGUUAGGGUUUCGUCCAAUGGUUGAUUUCAUGUAUGUUGGCAUUUUGAUGGGAAUAAUGUAAAGUACAACGCUGUUCCUUAUCAAUGAAAUCUACUUUUUAUGUAUUCUUAUUGGUUGUGUUUAUUAUUCACGAAUGCAAUGACAUGUU
This is a messenger RNA of Nicotiana tabacum (common tobacco), 657 nucleotides long. Its product is annotated as histone H2B-like. Gene Ontology annotation, cellular component: nucleosome. The record is from RefSeq and is a predicted model, not a curated record. Lineage: Eukaryota; Viridiplantae; Streptophyta; Magnoliopsida; Solanales; Solanaceae. Gene Ontology annotation, molecular function: DNA binding; protein heterodimerization activity; structural constituent of chromatin.